AUGCCGGCGAGCGGCCACGCCCCGAAAUCGUUCGCGCAGCCCAAGGCCAUGGAGCCCAUCGAGCUGCUGUGCCUCGAGGACAACACGACCCAGGUGCACAGCAGCGUCGGCAUCGACACGCCGCUGUUCCAGCCGUACCCGACGGAGGUGCGGUUCCGGGACUACGCGCCCUUCUCCUGCAUCGAGCGCACGCUGCGCUUUCGGAACAACGACCACGUGGCGCGGCGCAUCAAGGUGCUCCAGCCCAAGAGCCCCUAUUUCGAGGUGAGCGGUCCGCACGCGCGCGGCAAGGACGUCACGCUCAAGCAGAGCAAGGUCGCGACGGGCAUGGAGGUCUGCUUCGUGGUCAAGUUCCGGCCCCAGGAGGUGCGCGAGUACAAGGUCGAUCUGGUGUGCUGCACGGAGCGCGAGAAGUUCAUCGUGCCCGUGCGCGCGUUCGGCCUCCGCGCCGCGCUGAGUUUACCGGAGGAGGUCGACUUCGGCACCGCGGCCGUCAAGAGCACGAAGCAGCGGUCCCUACUGGUGCAGAACAUCGGCGCCUGCACGGCCGUCUUCAAGCUGUCCUGCGACACGCCGGAGAUCUUCCAGGCGUCGCCGAGCGAGUCGAUCACGCAGGUCGGGCAGAUGGCGACGCUCGAGCUGAGCUUCACGCCCCAGAAGGUCGAGCCCUACAGCGGCACGUUAUUGGUGGAAUUCCUCGGCGACGAGACGCGCGUCGUCACGGUGGCGCUCAAGGGCAUCGCCGAGGACGUCGACGUGCACCUGUCCGCGAACUCUGUGGCUUUGGAGCCCGCGUACGUUUCUUUGAGCUCCCAGACGACCUUCCGCAUCCGCAACGCGAGCGAGAUCCCCGUGCUCUUCAGCUGGAAGCAGUUCUCGAACAUGGCCGAGCAGGAGGCGGAGCGGAGCCGGCUCCACAGCGACCUGGAACGCAUGCAGCAGCUCGAGGAGGCGCACCUGGAGGAGACGCUCCGCCAGGACGAGCUCGCGGCGUUGGCGCACCACGGCCACGGCUUCUCCAACCAGCCCCAGUCCGACGAGUCCGACGGCGACCUGAGCGGGGACGAGGGCAACGUGCCCGGCGCGACGCGGGCCGCGCGGUCCGCGCUGACGACGAAGUACCGCCACCUCCGGCAGGCGCUCGAGAAGGACGACAUGGUCUUCGCGGACGAGAACUUCGAGAUCAAGCCCCUGAGCGGGGAAGUGCGGGCCCUGUCGGAGAUCGAAGUGAGCGUGACGUUCCGGCCGGACACGGCCGCGGACUACGCGUGCACGGCGUACCUCGACGUCAUGGGCCGCGAGGAGCGCCUCCCGAUCUGGCUCACGGGCCUGGGCAUCGGCCCCAAGGGCGCGCUGAGCUACGACGUCUUGGACAUGGGCGACGUCUUCAUCUCGAGCCCCUACGAGUACUCGCUGGGCAUCACGAACAAGGGCGACAUCCCCGCGGAGUGGAAGCUCUUCCCGCCGCCGACGACGACGUUCCAGUUCUCGCCCACGUCGGGCGUGUUGGCCGUGGGCGGCUCGGAAGAGCUCACGGUCCACUUCAUGGGGACGACGCUCGGCGAGUUCUGCGAGCUCGUCGACGUCGCGCUCGACGGGUCGAACGAGAAGCUCACGUGCCAGUUCAAGGGCCACGUCAUCGGGCCGACCUUCAAUUUUGAUAUUGACAUCAUCGAGUUUGGGUUGUGCUCCUACUCCUUCGCCCACGUGCGCACGCUGGACCUCACGAACACGGCGGACAUCCCCAUGGACUUCAACCUGUCGAUCCCGCAGGACGGCCAGUUCGGCCGCCACGAGUUCGUCGUCGAGCCCCGGACGGGCACGCUGCCGCCGGGCGAGACCGUGCGCGUGUCCGUGACGCUGACGCCCAUGUCCGUCAAGGUCUACGACUUCUACCUCGUCGUCGACGUGCCCGGCGUCGGCGACGCGCUCUUAUCUUUGCCCAUCUCCGCGGAGUGCCUCGUGCCCGACGUCACGGUCGCGGAGCAGGAAUUGGAUUUCGAGCGCUGCUUUUUGCGGUACCCCUACGAGCGGGAGCUCGUGCUCGUCAACGGCCACGACCAGCUGUCCGCGCGCUACGCGGUCGCCGCGCAGGAGCCCCAGACGACGGUCGUCGGCGAGUACGCGUGCGAGCCCGGCGCGGGCGUCAUCCCGCCGGGCGGCAUCGUGCGCGUCACGGUCACCGUGCGCUGCCACAAGCUCGGCAACUUCCGGCUGCCGCUGACGACGUCCAUCGCGGGCUCCGCGCAGCCGCCCUUGGCCGCGACCAUGACCGCGGUCGUCUGCGGUCCGGACCUGUCGAUCGAACCCAAGGAGCUGAGCUGGGGCGCGACGGAGUGUCUGGUCGACGCGCCGCGCACGGUGACGCUGCGCAACAACUGCUGCAUCCCCGCGCCCUUCAAGACCUUCGUGAAGAACGCGCGGUCGAAAUUUCGCGUCGACGUCCGCGAGUCCGUGCUCGCGCCCAUGGACGCCGUGGACCUGCAAGUCGUCGCCUGCCUGGAUGAUACGACGAUGCACCGGGACCAGCUCCACGUCGUCGUCGCCGAGGGCGAGAACUUGAUGAUGCCCCUGUCCGCGCGCGGCAUCGGCACGACGAUGUUCUGCCACGAGGACCUGAAGGUGUUGGACUUCGGCGCCCAGUUCACGGCGAACUUCUUCGAGCGCAAGAUCACGCUGGAGAACAAGGGGCGCCGGCCCCAGGUGUUGAAGUGGGUCAACGAGACCUGGCAGCAGCAUUUGGUGACGCAGUCGAAGAAGAACCGCGGCGCCAAGGCCGCGGACGACAAGGAGAAGAAGGGCCCCGGCGGCGGCAAAGAUUCGUCGGCCGUCGUCGCCAAGCCCAAGGCCAACGUCGGCGCGCCGACGUUCACGGUCGUGCCCGAGGAGGUGGAAUUGCGGCCUAGGACCGCGGCGAUCUUCACGUUCCGGGGCUACUCGACGCACAAGGGCCUGCUGGAGGAGAAGAUGGUCUGCGAGACGCGCGUCCACAAGGAGAAGCAAUCCAAACCCGUCUUCUACACGACGGUCAAAGCCGACGUCAUCGAGCCGCUCCUCUCGUUUUCUUCGCCGUCGCUCGGCUUCGUGCACGACCACGAGCCCGACGUGCCCAUCCAGCCCCAGUCCCAAGCCUUGACGCUCAAGAACAACGCCGUCCUCCCCCUCGUCUUCGCCCUACGCUGCGCCGUGCCCUUUAGCGUCGACGCCUGGGAGCACACGCUCGAGCCGGACGAGGAGACGACGGUCCGCGUGGACUUCGACCCGGGCUACAAGGGCGACCGCCAGUCGCAGAAGCUCGACACGCGGCUCACGGUGGCCUACCACCAGCACCCGCAGCGCGACUCCGUCGGCCUCGUCGGGGAGAUCAACUUCCCGAACCUCCACUUCGAGUACAGCGUCGUCAACUUCGGGUGCAUCCUCAACGACACGACGAUGACGAUGCGCGUCCGCGUGACCAACUGCUCCAAGGUCGAGACGGCCUUCAGUUGGGCCUUUCUGGAGGACGAGGAGGCGUCCAAGGCGACGUCGACGACGAAGAAGCCCUACAUCCCCAUCAACCAGGUCUUCGACAUCCUGCCGAUCCGGAGCCGGCUCAAGCCCGGCGAGGUCGAGGACGUCGACUUCAUCUACUACGGCCACGCGGGCCGCAAGUUCAAGGGCACGUGCCUCUGCGAGGUCGAGGGCGGGCCCGAGUACAACAUCGUGCUUCUAGGCGAGGCGUCGACGGUGGGCUACAAGCUCGACCGCGCGUCGCUCGACUUCGGGAACGUGUUGUACACGAAGUCGGAGGAUCUCGAGUUCAACAUCGUCAACACGGGCAAGGUCGCCUUCCCCUUCACCAUCUCCCUGGGCAAGUCCCUGGACCUCGCGGGCCUCCUGGCGAAGCGGGACGACGACGAGCCGCCGGCCGUCGGGUCCGCGUCGGACGUCUUAGAAGUCCACCCGACGACGGGCCGCGUCGCCGCGAACGACAAGCAGACCAUCGUCGUGCGCCUCAAGCCGGGCCUGCCCGAGACCUUCCGCGAGAACCUGGUCAUCGAGGUCGCCCACUUCGAGCCCGUCGACUUCCCCAUCACGGGCACGGGCAUCUACGCGUCCGUGUCCGUGUCGUUGCCGCGCGACGCGAAGAAGAUGGCCCACAACCUCGGCGCGGACCUGGGCACGACCUGGGCGUCGGCCAUCUCCAAGACGCGCGAGUUCCUCCAGCAGGAGCGCCUCAACGCCGCGGAGCUGCUGCCGCCGCCGCCGCCCGCCGCGACGACCCAGCCGUUCGCCGCGCCGCUGCCCAUGGCGUCGAGCGCCGCGGGCGCCGCGGCCGCCAUCGCGGCCAACGACGCCCAGACCGACCCGGCGUCCACGACGCCGCCGAGCGACUCGGCGCCGCCGUCCGGCGCCGCGACGCCGAAGCCGUCGACGGCCCAGACGACCGGCGCGAUGCGCGAGCCGUCGUUCACCAUGGCCGAGAUCGAGGCCGAGACGAACCGGCGCAUCUUUUUAGACCACCUCAAGAAGGAAGAGGAGAAGCGGCGGAGCCACAGCCGCCCCCACACGCACGAGGGCGACCACGCGGAGCGCCCGCACCCGCCGCCGACCGCGUCCUCCCACGGCGGCGACGGCCACGACCACGGCUUCGUGCUCGCCUGGCACGCGUGCGACUUCGGCAACGUCGUGAGCGGCACGCACCGGAAGCGCACGUUCCGCAUCACGAACUCGUCGCUCACGGGGCCCCUGAGCUGGUUCUUCGAGAAGAAGGUGUUGGCGAACACGGGCUUCUCGAUCGAGCCCGAAAAGGUCGUGCGGCUCGCCGAGGGCGCGACGGCGACUUUCGAGGUGAACUUCAACGCGAAGAAGUCGCUGCGUCUAGGCCACAAGGAGCUCCUGCUGCCCGUGGACGUGAAGAACGGCCCGCUGACGUGCAUCGUGCUCCAGGCGAACGUGACGAUGCCCGACAUCUCGCUGAGCGCGGAGGCGCUCGACUUCGGCCCCGUCUGGGUCGGCUGCGGCCGCACGAUGCACGUCCAGAUCCACAACACGAGUCCCGUGCUCGCGGAGUGGGACUUCAAGAAGGCCAUGGGCGCGGCGCGCGACGAGGCGCGGUUCACGCUGAGCCCGCGGUCCGGCGCGCUCCUGCCGGGCCGCAAGCAGAACGUGGCCGUCGAGUUCGUGCCCGUCGACGACCGGCCCUGCUCCUUGAAGCUGCCGCUCAAGGUGAACCAGUCCACGAAGACGUGGCUCGUGAACUUCGCGGGCGCGGGCGUGACCGCGAAGCUCCAGUUCUCGCCGUCCGUCGUCGAGAUCGGGCCCGUGCUGCCCUUCGAGGACGGCACGGGCCGGCCGGGCACGACGGCGACGACCGUGACCAUGAAGAACGCGUCCGAUCGACCCGUCGAGGUGUUUUCUUUGGACUUCGACGACGAAUAUGUCACCGAGGAGGCCUUCCUCUCGACCUACGACGCCUUCGGCGAGGACGGGCUGCUGCGCCUGCCCGUGCGCAAUUUAGGCGAAAAAUUGCCCAUCAACAUGGACCCGCCGGUCGAGGAGGACGCGGGCCCCGAGGGCGAAGAAGAAGAGGGCGAGGAGCCGCCCGCGGAGGAGGCCGGCGAGGAGGCCGCGGCCGAGGAGGCGGCGGUCGCGCCCGACGACGGCCUCGAGGACGACGCCGACGCCUUGGGCGGCGCCGCGGACGGCGAGACGCUCCGGAGCAGCGGCCGCGCGAAGGACGUGUGCCUGGUCGCGCCGCCGCUCGCGGGCGGGCCCGAGCUCGCGACGAAGCUCGCCGAGGCCCACGGCUACGCCGUCUGCACGCCCCUGGGCUGCGUCCACGCUUUGAGCGCCGUGCGCAGCGACCUGGGCAAGAAGGCGCGGAAGGCGCUCGGCUGCGAGGUCCCGGGAGACGCGCCGCCGGAGCCCGCGGAGGGCGAGGAGCCGCCGGCGGAGCCCGCCGAGGGCGAGGAGGGCUACGUGCCGCCGGAGCCCGAGCCGAGUUUGGACGACCCCAACUUCCUCGCGGCGUGCCUCGCGUGGCGCGCGGGCCGCGCGGACUCGGGCCGCGGCCUCGUCGUCGACGCGUCCGAGCCCGCGCCGGGCGCGCCGGUUUUGGAAGUCGUCGCCGGCGCCGUGCCCCUGGCCCUGCCCGGCUCGACCAUGGCGACGCUGACGCUCAGCGACGCCCAGUACCUCGCGCGGCUCAAGGCUUUGGACGACGAGGCCGCGCGGACGUCGCACGCGCUCGAAGGCCUCGUGGACCCGCCCCUCGCGGAGACCCAAAACAUCGGCGAGGCGGCGGCGGCGCCCGAGGACGGCGAGGAAGCUGCGAAGCUGCCGUCGCGCGCGCUGCUCAAGGCGCAGAUGGUGGACAAAGCCCGGCCGUCCGCGCGCGCGCCCGAGCCGCCGCACGACGCGGCCGACGACCCGAAGCGCGUCGUCGGCGGCGUCGCCGUGCUGCGGACGGCGGCGGCGACGGUGCAGUCGCGCGUGCUGGAGGUCGCGGACGACGCGCUGUCGAGCCUCCGGCCCGCGGUCGAACCGCCCGCGGACGAGUCCGCGGCCGCGCCAGUCCAGCCGCCCCACGUGGCCUUCGCCGAGGCGUCGGCGAAGGCGACGGCGGCCUUCGAGGCCGUCGUCGCCGCCGAGGCCCAGGCCAAGGCCGACGCGGAGGCCGCGGAGAAGCUCGCGGCCGCCGAGGCCGCGGCCGAGGCCGGCGAGGAGCCGCCCGCGGAGGAGGAGGCCGCGGAGGACGUCCUCGAGGAGGAGCAGCCGCCGCCGCGCUGCGUGACCUUUGGCGUCGUCGAGGAGCCCGUCGUCGAGGUGCCCGCGGAGGAGCCCGCGGCCGAGGGCGCGGACGAGCCCGACGCGGCCGCCGACGACGCGGCGUCCGCGGCCGCGUCCGCGGAGCCGAGCGCGCCGGAGCCCGCGGCGCCGGAGGCCGCCGUCGAGCCCGUGGAUUUGGACGCGGCGACGCCCCUCGAGCGCUUCCUCGCCGCCGUCCCCGGGCCCGCGGAGCCGCUCCCGGACCCGUCGGUCGUGCCGAUCCCGCCCGCGGUGACGCAGCAGCUCGUGCGCCGGCCGCCGCCGCGCGCGCCGCGGUCCACGCAGCAGCAUUUUACGAUCGUCGCGGCGCCGCCGACGACGCCCGAGCCCGUCGAGGGCGAGGAGGACGAGGAGGCGGACGCCGCGGAGCCGGAGCCGGCCGCGGAGGGCGGCGACGAGCCCCCGGCCAAGCCCAAGCGCUGGGUCAUCCCGGCCCAGUCCGAGGUCCAGUUCGCCGUCAACUUCCUCUCGACGCAGGUCGGGAGGAGCCACGCGUCCCUCGGCUUCGAGGUCGUCGGCCUGCCGAGCCACGAGUUCACGUUACCGUGCGUGGGCUCCUGCGCCGUGCCGACGAUCAACGGCGACCCGCGCAACGUCUUCAUGACGCGCGUCAAGAACCGGCCGCCGCCGCGGGCCCAGCCCCUGUCGAAGCGCUUCGUAUUGAACGCGAACGAGUUCGAGUUCGGGCCGCUGCUCACGUGGAAGCAGCCGCCCAUGCGGCUGCCCGCGCCGGAGCGCGAGGAGGGCGCGCCGGAGCCCACGCCGGAGGAGGCCGAGGCGGCCCAGGCCGCCGCGGAGCUGCGGACGCUGGUGCGGGGCACGAACUGCGACACGUUCCGCAUGAGCAACAACGGCCCGUUCGCGACGGCCGUCGACUUCCACUUCCGGACGUCGGAGCCGCCGGCGGACGGCGGCGCCGAGGACCCGGAGCAGCCCUGCGUCUUCUACGCGGACCCGCCGCGCAUGGAGCUCGAGCCCGGGGAGACGCGCGAUUUGGAGGUCUGGGCGUUCCCGCGCGCGCAGGGCGCGUGCGACGACACGCUGUUGGCCUGCGUCGCCAUGAACCCGGAGCCCUACGCCUUCGCCGUGCGCUGCGCCGGCGUCGAGCCGGAGCUGACCCUGAGCGGGCCCUGGAGCGACGGCGACGGCGUCACGGCGCCGGACGACGAGCCCGCGGCGGACGAGCCGCCGCCGACGCCCGUUUUGGAUUUCGACCGUUUGCUGCUGGGCCGCAGCGAGAUGCGCGAGUUCACGCUGACGAACGCGAAUCUGUGCCCCGUGGCCUGGCGGUUAGAUCUCGCGGCGCUGGAGCCCUUCGCGCGCGAGCUUCGGGUGGAGCCCGCGAGCGGGCGUCUGGGCAUCCACGGCAGCGCGCGCAUCACCGUGUCCUUCAGCGCCGUCGAGCCGCUGACCCUCGACCCGACCCUCUUCGUCGAGUACAGCGACGACGAGGGCGGCCUCCAGUCCGAGGAGCGCGUGCGCAAGCUCGAGCUCGUCGUCAAGGCGGAGGCGUACCUCAUCCGCGCGAUCGUCUUGGACGAGGACCCGGACAAGCCGCCCGAGGACCCCAAGGCCGCGGCCAAGGGCAAGGGCAAGGGCGCGCCGGCGGCGGAGGAGGUGGACCCGGCGGACGAGAAGACGCAGCCGGGCACGCUCGACUUCGGGCAGAUGCGCGUGGGGGAAACCGCGCAGCUCGGCUUCGCGCUCCGGAACCGCGGCAAGUACGACUUCAGCUUCAAGUUCGGCUUCCGGCGGGCGGCCUACACGGAGAUCUUCUCCGUGUCGCCGUCCGAGGGGCUCAUCGAGGCCGACGGCAGCGUCCGCGUCGUCGUGUCGUUCUGCUCGCGCGGCGAGGUCAAGCUGAGCGACAACAAGGACAUCUCCUGCACGAUCAGCGAGCCCAUCACGGGCGAGGCCGUCGAGUCCUUCCCCGUGACCGUCGCCGCGACGUCGCUCUUCCCGCGGUUCCGCGUGCAGCCGGGCCGGGGGCUCACGUUCGGCACGGUCAAGUUCAACGACCCGCCGAAGGAGCGCAAGUUCGACCUGCGCAACGAGGGCAAGUUCUCCUUCGCCUUCGCCAUCGCCGACGCCGACGGCGACAUGGACGCGACGGCGCGCAAGCGGUUGUUGGGCGCGACGCCCCUGGCCCUCAUCGCGACGGCCGACGAGGACGAGGCCGUCGAGAUGGGCCUCCUGCCCGCGCGCGAGGAGCCGGACAUCGAGGAGGUCGAGGACGAGGCGCCGGAGGAUGCGGAGAAGCGCCGCGCCGAGCGCGCCCUGGCCAUCGCCGAGGAGCGCCGCGCGUUCUACGCGCAGGCGCCGUCCGUCGGCGACGCCGAGGCGCCGCCCGACGGCGCGGUGUCCCUGGGCCAGUUCGUCGUCGCGCCGGGCGGCGGCGUCGUCGAGCCGGGCCAGUCGCUCCAGGUCACGGUGACCUUCAACCCCGAGGGCUGCGCCGUGCACAAGGGCAAUUUGCGGAUCGCGGUCGCGGGCUGCGACGGCCGCGACGCGGCCGUCGCCGCGGCGUCCGCGUACGAGCUCUUCGCGGAAUCCCGGAGCCCGGGCAUCAACUGCGCCGACUUUUACCAGAUCUUCGAGGAGCAGGCCGUCAUCGCGUCGUUAGGCGACGCGGACGGCGGCGACCCGGGCGCGGCCGCCAAGGCGGGGUCCAUCUUCGCCACCAAAGAGAAGGUCUUCUCCUUCGGGACGACGGCCCUCACGGACGACGACAAGGGCUUCGGCGAGCGCUUCAAGAUCACGAACCCGAACAAGGUCGCCGCCGUCGUCAACUUCGCCAUCUCGCCCAAGGCCGCCGAGGGCGGCCGCGAGGACCCGCGGUCCGUCGGCGGCGCGGACGUCUUCACGGUCCAGCCCGCGAACUGCGAGGUGCCGCCCCACGAGCACCGCUACGUCACGGUCUACUUCCACGCCAACGAGAUGCGCGAGUACCGCGCCAUGUUCGCCGCGACCGUCGAGGACAGCGCCGAGGCCGAGACGGGCGCGUUGAGUUUCGAGCUCGCGGGCCGGGGCACGCUCCCCUCCGUCGCCAUCGAGGGCGUCGACCACGGCGACGGCGGCCAGUCCCUGGACUUUGGGCGCCUCCAGGUGGGCCGCAGCCGCAGCCGGACGCUCACGGUGCGCAACGACGGCGUGUUGAACGCGACGGCGCUCGUCAACUUCAACGUCGCGGACCGCCACUUCGGCUGCGCCCACGCCGGCGGCUCCGUGCAGCUGUCCCCCGGCGAGAGCCGCGACGUGACCGUGACCUUCAAGGCCCUGCCCUGGGCGCCGCUGCCCGAGGGCGAGCCCGCGACGGAGGCCCGGGACGUCUCCGCGAAGCUCGCGCUCAAGGUCCUCGACAACAAGUACGAGGCGACGACGGUCGUGCUCAAGGGCGCGACCUUCGAGACGGACGUGUCCAUCGAGAAGCUGCCCGACGACGUCGAGGACGAACUGAAGUUUGGGGAACUGAACCUCGCGUCGGGCGAGACCGCGCUGACCGCGGAGUUCACCGUGCGGAACCUGCGGCCGCGGACGGUCCGCUUCGAGUGGCCCGACCACGCCACCGUGGCCUUCUCGCCCAAGGUCGGGCACCUGCUCCCCGGCGGGUCGCGGACGGUGACGGCGACGUUCACGCCCGGCGCCGAGCCGCUGAGCCUCGACGAGGAGCUGUCGCUGGACACGCAGCAGAUCGCGCUGACGCCGCCGGCGGAGGACGACGAGUCGCCCCUGAUCUUGGACACGCUCCUCGAGGGCGCCUGGGACAGCGACGCGCGCGUCGAGCGCGAGGCGACGGCCGCGGAGCGCGCGAUCAUCGACGGCGUCGCGUCGGAGGACGACAGGCCCAAGGAGCGGCGCGCGUCCAACGCCAAGGACAAGGGCAAGAAGGGCGAGCCCGCGGGCGACGCCGGCGAGCUGCCGCCGGGCGUCGCGGCCGGCCCCGUGACGGACGACGGCGCGCAGCUGGUCGUCGUGACGCCCCCGGAGCCGGCCUUCGAGGGCGCCGCGGACAAGCAGGCGCAGCCCCUCAAGUGCGUCGCCGUCGCCGACGCGCCGGGCUUCGAAUGCGACGCCAAGGGCCUGACCUUCAAGACCAUCCCCAUGUACCAGAGCCUCUGCUCGACGUUCGAGCUCCGGAACACGUCGACGAUCGCGCUGCCCUACCGCUGGGUGCUCACGAACGCCGGCGGCGACCCGAGCCAGACCGCGGGCGGGCGGCGGCCGACGACGGGGCUCGCGGUCAUGCAGCCCAUCCCGUCGCCCUUCUCCGUGUCGCCGUCCAGCGGCGACGUCGCGCCGAACUCGUCGCAGACCUUCAGCGUCCACUUCGCGCCCAUGGAGGUCGACGACUACUACUACGCCCUCGAGGCCGACAUGCCGUCCCUCGCGAGGCCGCCGCCCGCGGCGGACGCGGCCGCGGAGCCCCCCGCGGAGGACGGCGCCGAGGCGCCGACGCCGCUCGAGCCCGUCCGCGUGGGCCUCCGGGGCCGCGCGACGCGCCCGGCCUGCCACAUCGACCUCAACGAGGACGGCGACUACCUCGCGCGGCGCCAGCCCAACCUGCUCAACGAGCACGGCCACCGCGACCAGAUCGAGGCGACGAACGUCCGCAUCGUCGAGGUGAGCUCGCGGGGGCUCCGGGUCCAGAACACGAAGCGCUUCCACGUCGUCAACCCGACGGCGUCGUCCUACGACUUUGUCUGGGAGCCGUCGGGCCAACCCCACGCCGCGUGGCGCUGCGGCACGCCGCGCGGCAUGAUCCUCUCCGGGAAGCGGGGCGAGAUGGUCUUCGAGUUCACGCCGAACACGGUGGGCGUCGCCGAGGCCUUCUACCGCUUCAAGAUCCCCGAGCACGGCAUCGACGAGCUGUUCCUCUUCGUGGGGCAGGUCGUGGAGCCGCGCGUGACCUUCGACCGGACGCGCGUCGACUUCAACGCGGUCAUGCUGGGCAACAUGGCGUCGGAGACGGUGCACCUGGUGAACUCGGAGCAUCUGCCCUUCGCCUUCAACUUCGAGAAGCCCGGCAUCGACAACGACGGCCCGGGCGCGGCGCCGCGGCGCCACCCGACGCUCGAGAUCUCGCCGCUGUCCGGCCUCGUGCCGCCGAACGGCCGCGCGGCCAUCGAGCUGAGCUUCCGGCCCGGCGAGGAGAGCCUCGUGAACACGAAUCUGAUGUGCACGGUGCGCAAGAAGACGAUGAAGCUGAACCUGAACCUGAAGGGCGAGGGCUACGCGGUCCACUCGAAGCUCAUGCUCCUCGAGGGCGUCGCGGCCGCGCAGGCGCAGAAGGACGGCGAGCUCCUCGACUCGGGCGUCGGUUUAAGUGUGGGCGACGGCAUCAGCGAGCUCCACCCGUCGCCGGCGGUCAACGUCGUCGACUUUGGGACCGUGCACCUCAACCAGACGCUCACGAAGACGCUCGCGAUCGCGAACAGCGGCAAGUUCAACUUCGACUACGUCAUCGACCGCGGCGCGAACCCGAACCCCAUGCUGGUCCUGAGCGGCGCCAAGUCGUCGGGCACGGUGCGCAAGAACGGGCGCAUCUUAGCGACGCUGACCUUCCACCCCGUGUCUCCCUGCGUCUUGGACGGCGCGCAGUACGUCGUCGCCGUCGCGGGCAAGUACGAGUACGUGCUGAAGAUCGUGGGCAGAGGCGUCGCGCCGAAUCUACGGUUUUCCUUCAGCGACCACGACUUCGGGCCCUGUUUCAUCGUCGUGCCGGGCCAGCCGCCGACGCGCGAGUCCGUCGUGCUCCGCGUGUCUAACCAGGACCCGCACGCGCACCUGAGCCUGGAUUGCACGCUGCCGCGGAACAAGGUGCUGGUGGUCGAGUGCGGGCCGCGGGUGCUGGCGCCGGGCGAGCACGUGGAAGUCGUUUUGCACUUCACGCCGCGCGAGAUGCAGGACUACGCGUUCCCCGUGCCGUUUUUGAUCAACGGCGUGUCCACGGUGACGGUGCUCGUCAAGGGCCGCGGCGUCGCCGCGCGGUUGGAGCUCGUGCAGCCGUCGCAGGCGUCCUGCGCCUUCGGUCUGGUCCGCGAGGGCGAGGACAUGGUCAAGCACGUCCAGGUCAUCAACCGGUCCGCGAGGGCUUUAGGCUUCGAUUUGGUGGACGAGAAGGACGCCCUGGCCAAGGCGGACGUCACGUUAUCGCCGGCGACGGUGAGCCACCUGCGGCCGCGCGGCGUGACGACGAUCGAAGUGAGGUUCUCGCCGAAGCGGCGCCAGCGCGAGUUCAGCGAGCCCGUCUUCGUGCGCUACGCCGGGGGCCUGCGCCAGCUGCUGACCGUGUCCGGCCGGGCGACGGGCAUGGAGGUGGCGUUGUCGACGGACACGCUGAGCUUCGGCGCGGUCUGCGAGGGCUCGCGGCGCACGCGGCGGCUCCAGCUCGAGAACUCGGGCGACAUCGCGACGCGGUUUCAAUGGAACCGGAGCGGCCUCGGCGACCUGUUCACGAUCUCGCCCCUCGAGGGCGUGCUCCGGGCGUCGUCGGAGGUCGCCUUCGACGUGACGUUCACGCCGACGCGCGUGGACCCGGACGUGCGCGUCGACGGGAUGCAGCUCUUCGUCGAGGGCGCGGCGCCGCUGCGGCUCGCCUGCGUCGGCGCCUGCGUGCCCCAGCCCGACGAGUCGAAGCAGACCCUGGACUUCGAGUCCGUCGCGCGGCGCGCGGACGUGAAGUCCGUCGUCGUCAAGAACCCGACGAACAAGCCGUGGUUCCUCGCGCCGACGCUCAAGCACAUGGAGGCCCUCGAGCACUUCAAGGCGCCGGGCGAGGUGUCCGUCCCCGCCAACGGCGAGGCGGCGCUCGACGUGUCCUACUUCCCGCUGACGAUGACCGUCGACGACGAGCCGCCCGCGGAGGACGCCGAGCCGCCCGCCGAGGGCGAGGAGCGCGAGGCGCGGAAGCACGUCGCGGAGCUCUUCAUCGCCCUCCCCGACGGGUCGGCCCUGCUCUACCACCUCCGGGGCGCCGCGGGCCCGCCGGAGACGCUCGUCCACGAGCCCAUGUCCACGGCCGCCAAGGCGUCGCUGCCGAUCUCGCUGUCCGUGUCCAACUGGCUCGGCGCGCCGCAGCACUUCGACGUGGCCUUUAGCCUCGACGACGAGACGGCGUCCCUGGACUCGACGUUCUUGGAGGGCACGUCGACCUUCGACGUCGAGGCCGCGGAGACGCGCGCGUACGUGCUCCGCUUCUUCUCCUACAAGGUCGGCAAGACCGUCGCCGUCGCGCGGUUCACGAACCCGGCGUCGGGCGAGUACCUCGAGCACUCCGUCGAGGUCGAGGUCACGCCCGCGGGCGUCAUCUCCGCCCUGAGCCUCGAGGCGCCCGUGCGCCAGACCGCGCGGCGGUUGAUCACCAUCGAGAACCCGUUACCGAAGGACGUGUCCGUGACCUUCCCCGAGGACUGGUGGCGCUGCGACAACCCGCACGUGAAGCUCGCCAAGGUCGGCACGAUGCAGGGCUCGCCCGAGGGCGUCUUCGAGGUCGAGUUCCGGCCCUUGGUGCCCCACGACCGCGUCGAGGCCUCUUUAAGCUUCGACAUCGAGGAGCUCGGCGAGUUCAAGUACACGCUGACUUUGGGCGCGACGCCGCCGGCGGCGAUCCCGCAGAUCAAGUUCGAGGCGCCUCUGGGCGGCGCGCAGGUCGAGACGUUCUCCUUCCCCGCGUUCCCGCUCGGAGCGAGCGGCGGCGGCGCGGCCAAGUUCGCGUGCUCCGUGGCCAAGGCCAAGUUCUUCGAGGUCGCGUCGUCCAUCGACGCCGACGUCGGCGACGAGUGGGAGGGCAAGGAGGUCCAGCUCCAGAUCCGCUUCGAGCCCGAGGCCCUCGGCGCGAUCUCGGACGUGCUCGUCGUCGACGGCGGCGACCGCGGCGAGUACCGCGCGACGCUCACGGGCGUCUGCAAGCGGCCCGAGCCCCGGGGGCCCUUCACCAUCGAGGCCGGCGGCAAGUGCGACGUCGAGUUCAGGAACGUCUUCUCCGAGGCGCGCGAGUUCGUCUUCACCGUCGACCACCCGGAGUUCGCCGUCGCGACCGGCAAGGCGAACAUCAACGCCCGGUCGCCCUACACGGCGUCCGUCAGCUUCACCCCCGUGGACCCGGCCGACGGCUCCGCGCCGCCGCCCGUCGUCACGGCCCGCAUGCUCGUGGACUGCGUCGACCCCGCGGGCGAGAAGCAGUCCUGGACCUACUACCUCCGCGGCCAACGGAAGGCCGACUAG
This is a messenger RNA of Aureococcus anophagefferens, 15033 nucleotides long. RefSeq lists its product as hypothetical. The record is from RefSeq and is a predicted model, not a curated record. Bases 1 to 15033 code for a protein of 5010 amino acids. NCBI's taxonomy places the organism in Eukaryota, Pelagophyceae, Pelagomonadales, Pelagomonadaceae. Gene Ontology annotation, biological process: cilium movement; axonemal central apparatus assembly. The transcript has a single exon. Gene Ontology annotation, cellular component: axoneme.